AUGGUUCCCAGGUGCUUCUGGGCAAGGGUGGAGGGCCUGGCCCUCUGGCAGUGUUCCUUGGAGGAGAGUGGUUGGGGUCGCGCCCAGAGGCUGGGACAGAAGAAAGUCUCUGUGGUGGAUGAGGGCAGCGGGGCAGAGCCCAUGUGGAGGACCACACUGGUCACGGGCAGCUUCUCUGGACACUCAGACAAGCAAGGUCAGGGGGCAGCUGUUGCCUGGAGGACAUCGUGGGAAGCAGGACGAGGCCCUUCUUGGCUUUGUGGAGCCGCCCUCUCAGGGAGGCCCCUGAAGGCACCCUGCCCAGUCCUCACCUCCUGA
Rangifer tarandus platyrhynchus (Svalbard reindeer) is the source of this 318-nucleotide messenger RNA. The record is from the annotation of a GenBank genome assembly. Lineage: Eukaryota; Metazoa; Chordata; Mammalia; Artiodactyla; Cervidae.